UCAACUUUGGUUCAACAGCUUUAAACCUUCUUACCCCUAGACAAUUAACAAGAAAUAUCAAAAAGUUAUUUUCUUAUAUAAAAUCGUCUUAAGACGGUGAUAACAAGUAAGUCUACUAAGUAAUGCCGCUUGGUAACGUCGCAAAAGUUGCUAUUGGUUGAUGGCACAACCACAAAUGAGUCCAGCUGAACAAGCAAAAUUACAAAUGAUGCAGGAUCUCGAAAUUGAGAUGAUGAGUGACCUUUAUAACCGAAUGACAACAGCUUGUCACAAGAAAUGCAUCCCACCAAAGUAUGGUGACGCUGAACUUGGAAAGGGUGAAAUGGUUUGCAUUGAUCGUUGUGUAGCAAAAUAUCUCGACAUUCAUGAGAGAAUCGGUAAGAAACUCACUGCCAUGAGUGCUGCUGAUGAAGAUUUAAAGAAGAAAAUGUCGGGUGGUUAA
Clunio marinus is the source of this 442-nucleotide messenger RNA. NCBI's taxonomy places the organism in Eukaryota, Metazoa, Arthropoda, Insecta, Diptera, Chironomidae. The record is from the annotation of a GenBank genome assembly.